AUGGGAUCUGAGUUGACAUAUAGAGGCCACGAAACUCAAUCCAUGGCGGAUUCUUACUCACCGAAGCUUAAGAAGCCAUGGCCGGCCGUUACUCGCGUUGUUCGCUACAUGCUCAAGGAACAACGUCUUGUUUUCAUCCUCGUUGGUAUUGCCAUCGCCACCGUCUUCUUCGGGCUCCGUUCUGCAACCACCAUCUCCUCCGGUCGUAUUACCGAUGCUUACUCCGUCUCCGAGGCGGUCCAGAUGAUGAAUCCACGACGAUCUGUGUAUCCUACUGGAUUCGAUUCGUUCAAUUUGGGCGGGAAGAUUCCGUUAGGGUUGAAACGGAAGGGGUUAAGGAUUGUGGUGACUGGUGGUGCAGGUUUCGUCGGAAGUCAUCUCGUUGAUCGGUUGAUUGCGAGGGGAGAUAGCGUGAUUGUUGUUGAUAAUUUCUUCACCGGGAAUAAGGAUAACGUGAUGCAUCAUUUUGGAAACCCUAGAUUUGAGCUUAUUCGACAUGAUGUUGUGGAGCCGUUACUACUCGAAGUCGAUCAGAUCUAUCACCUUGCUUGCCCUGCUUCACCUGUUCAUUACAAAUACAAUCCAGUCAAAACAAUCAAGACGAAUGUAGUGGGGACAUUGAACAUGUUAGGGUUGGCAAAAAGAGUCGGUGCACGGUUCUUGCUAACGAGCACCAGUGAGGUCUACGGUGAUCCUCUACAACAUCCACAAGUCGAAACCUAUUGGGGAAACGUGAAUCCUAUUGGUGUCAGAAGCUGCUACGAUGAGGGAAAGCGUACAGCAGAAACGUUGACCAUGGACUACCAUAGAGGUGCUGGGGUCGAGGUGAGGAUUGCAAGGAUAUUCAAUACAUAUGGUCCAAGGAUGUGCAUCGAUGACGGUCGUGUUGUUAGUAACUUUGUUGCUCAGGCACUUAGAAAAGAACCGAUGACUGUUUAUGGUGACGGCAAGCAAACAAGAAGUUUCCAAUUCGUUUCGGAUUUGGUCGAAGGUCUAAUGAGAUUGAUGGAAGGAGAACAUGUCGGACCUUUCAAUCUUGGAAACCCUGGUGAAUUCACCAUGCUCGAACUCGCCCAGGUUGUUCAGGAGACAAUAGACCCGAAUGCGAAAAUAGAGUUCAGGCCAAACACAGAAGACGACCCACACAAAAGGAAGCCAGAUAUCACAAAGGCUAAAGAACUUUUGGGAUGGAAACCCAAGGUGCCACUACGCAAAGGUCUCCCUAUGAUGGUUUCAGACUUCAGGCAACGCAUAUUUGGCGAUCAAAAGAACAUUGGUGCCACUGCCACGACCACCUCUACCACGGAAUAGUGGCAUUUUGAGUUGAUUGUUUAGUUUUGAAUUUCUGUUUGAUUUAUUAAUAUUUUCGAUAGCGGACAAGGUUUCGAGCAGCUUGCAUGACUUACAGAAUUUACGUGUAAGGUGUACCCCAAUUUCCCCUUCGAAAUGGAAAUGGAAUUAGCAUCAAUCAUCAUCGAUUAUAUCUAUACC
Molecule: messenger RNA, 1491 nt
Organism: Cynara cardunculus var. scolymus (artichoke)
Lineage: Eukaryota; Viridiplantae; Streptophyta; Magnoliopsida; Asterales; Asteraceae
Product: UDP-glucuronic acid decarboxylase 2-like
Exons: 7
Coding region: 1-1311 (436 amino acids)
Biological process (GO): D-xylose metabolic process
Cellular component (GO): cytoplasm
Molecular function (GO): NAD+ binding; UDP-glucuronate decarboxylase activity
Source: RefSeq, a predicted model, not a curated record